This is a messenger RNA of Trichomonas vaginalis G3, 1830 nucleotides long. Its product is annotated as islet amyloid polypeptide processing. The transcript has a single exon. Gene Ontology annotation, biological process: proteolysis. Bases 1 to 1830 code for a protein of 609 amino acids. The record is from RefSeq and is a predicted model, not a curated record. Lineage: Eukaryota; Parabasalia; Trichomonadida; Trichomonadidae. Gene Ontology annotation, molecular function: serine-type endopeptidase activity.
AUGGCUGCUCCAUGUGGCGAUAAUGCUCCAAUUGCGGCUGCAGGAACUUCGAAAAAAGGUGUAAAUGUUAACUUCACUACUGCAAAUGCAAGUGCUGCAAUUUUUGCUGGAGGAUUAGCUGUAUUAAUGGAAGCUAAUCCAAAACUGAAGCUCUCAGACUUAUUCUAUGUUACAGCAUUUACAGCUGAUAAAGUUUAUCCUGGAGCAAUUAAUUGGGAACAAAAUGGUGUUGGAUUGAAUUUUAAUCGAAGAUUCGGUUUUGGAAGAUUGAACUUAGGAAGAGCUGUUGAUAUUGCAUUGAACUGGUCUUCAACAGGAAAUUUUUAUUUGCAUGAAGUACAUAAAGUAAUAAAUAAAGCUUUGCCUGACACUGAAUAUAAUGUAACAUUUGAUUUCAAUGUUAGUGAUGCAAAAAGUAUUCUAACUGUUGGCCUAUUUUUUCAUUCAAGAAAAUUCGCUUUUGGAUCAUUAAAUCCGCAUAUUAUUAGUCCAUCAGGAACAAGAUGCGAAAUGAAACUUCUAACAGACUCAGAUAAAACUACAAAGAUAAGAAGUGUUGAUUUAAAUUCCUAUAAGUUUUUGGGUGAAAAUCCAAAUGGAAUUUGGACUGUAUCAUUUAGAAUUGCUGAUUACGCAGAUCACGGAACUAUUGAAGAUAUUGGACUUAGAUUUUAUUACACAAAAAUUGCUCCAAAUUACUCUAAAAUCAAUAAUAGAAUUUGCAGUUCUCCGUAUAGAAUUAACCAAUCAAAAGUAACUUUUUUAUCUCCGAAUAUUACUUUAGAGGCAGCAAAAUCUGCAACUGUUCCUCUUCAAAUAGAUAAAUGUGUCAGGAAUUCAUAUAAAAGUAUUUGGUUAUCAACUCCUGAUGGGGAAUUGAAUUUGCUUUUCCUGAUUUUUCACGAAUCUUUAUCCGUUUGCCCUGAAACUGAUAAUUUAACAAUUAUAGAUGGCAUAUCGGAAAUCAGUUCGUAUCAAUACGCGAAUUGUACAAAUAUUAAAGCAAUUACAUUCCCGAAUACAUUAAAGCAAAUAGGUAUUGGAGCAUUUAUGAACUGUUCUAACUUAUUAAGCCUUGAAUUUCCUUCAAUUUUAUCCAAAAUCAACGAAAAAUCAUUUUCAGAAUGCGUUAACUUACAAACCAUAACAUUUCAUUCCGACAAUACAGUUAUCUAUUCACGAGCAUUCCAAAAUUGUAUCAAUCUUAAAGAAAUUCAACUUCCAAAUUCGUUGGUUAAUAUAGAUUCUUAUGUUUUUUAUAACUGUACAAAUAUUGGAACCAUAACACUUCCUGAUACAGUAUCAACUAUUGGCGAUUAUUCUUUUUAUAAUUGUCAAAAAUUAAAUUUUAUUUCUUUCCCAUCUGAACUUAUUUUUAUUGGAGAACAUGCAUUUGAUUCAUGUUAUAAUAUUAAAACUUUUGUAUUUCCUCCCAUUUUUAUGGGAAUUUCUAAUUCUGCAUUUAUUUCCUGUAUCGGACUUGAAAAAGUAGAAUUUUUAUGUGACAACUGUGUUAUUAACCAAAAUGCAUUUGAAUAUUGUUACAAUCUUUCGGAAAUCAAACUUCCAAAUCAAUUAUAUGAAAUUUCUGAAAAUAUGUUUGCAUUUUGUCACUCAUUGAAGUCAAUUACUCUUCCAAAUGAAAUAAAGGAAAUCAAAAAAUCAGCAUUUUACUUUUGUUACAAAUUAGAAGAAAUUAAUUUUCCAAAACAUUUAAAUAAAAUUGGUCAAGAAGCAUUUCGAAACUGUUUCGCAUUGAUUAACAUAAUAAUUCCAGAAAAUGCUAAAGAAAUUGAAGAAAAAGCAUUUCAAAACUGCAAAAAUAUUUAA